AAUUCAGGGGCAACCCUCACCAUCCAGCCCAGUUCCAGCUCCACAAAUUCAGGGUUGGCUCCCAUCUCCUCACAACCAGGGAUAAUCACUUACCCCAGUUCAGAGCUCCCUACUACCUCCCACUCCAGCCCCCAAGUUCUACCUCCUUUACCUUGCAUUGGAGCCCCACUUUCCCCGGCCCAAAAUGGAGCUCUCCUCCAUACCCUCGGCCAACACUCUCCAGGGGACCCAGGUGUCCCCAAGUUGCACAGGAACCCAGGCGUGGUGGCAGCUGUGUGAAUGCUGCUGUCCAUCCUGCACACUGGGUCUGUGGUAAUGGCUGUGAGGCACUGCCACCAGGGUGUGUCUGAAGCUGGAUGAGGAGUCCAUGGUGAAGCAGGCUAAGCCCCCGCUGCAAUGCUGGCUGGUGUCUGAACACCUCCUUUUGCGUGUUCCUCCUCCAGGGGACGGCAAACCAAAGGUCAUCCUUUGCCCAUCAACCACCAGAGUGAUCUCUGCAGGGCUGAGAGGGGCCUUGGAUGGAGACCAGUUCCCUGGGAAGAGGCGAGGGAAUAAAGCGCUAAUGGUCCUCUGGGCCUCCUGAGUCAUGGAUUCGUGAGACAAACAUUUCUGAGUGCCCACUACAUGCUGGAGUCACAGUGCUCACCAUUUCCCCACCCUCAUGGGGCCCACGGUCUCAAUGGGGGUGGGAGGACAGACAAUAGCCAGGCAAUCAAAUGACAUCAUUUCAGAGGGCACUAAGGGCCAUGGACUCACAGAUUGGGGUUGUGGCCAUAUCCAGG
Molecule: messenger RNA, 782 nt
Organism: Manis pentadactyla (Chinese pangolin)
Lineage: Eukaryota; Metazoa; Chordata; Mammalia; Pholidota; Manidae
Gene: CIST1
Product: colon, intestine and stomach enriched 1
Exons: 2
Source: RefSeq, a predicted model, not a curated record